Molecule: messenger RNA, 756 nt
Organism: Solanum dulcamara
Lineage: Eukaryota; Viridiplantae; Streptophyta; Magnoliopsida; Solanales; Solanaceae
Product: probable membrane-associated kinase regulator 3
Exons: 1
Coding region: 1-756 (251 amino acids)
Cellular component (GO): plasma membrane
Molecular function (GO): kinase inhibitor activity
Source: RefSeq, a predicted model, not a curated record
AUGGCCAUAAAUCCUCUUCCAUCAUCAAUGUACCACUUACAUGAUGAAGAAUACAUAGACAUUGAAGUAAGCUCUUACUAUUACUUUUCAUCAUCAACAUGUCCUAAUUCUUCUUCCCCUCAAAACAGUGAAUUUGAGUUUCAAAUUACCAAUUAUAACAAAGAAUCCACAACUUUCCCUGCUGAUGAACUCUUUUACAGAGGCAAACUCCUUCCUCUUCACCAAAAAAUCCUUCAAACAAAGCCCUUUGAAGGUUUAGAAGAUAGCUUUUGCAUAAAUUUCCUGAUCACCCCAAUUGUUUCACCAACACAAACUUGCAAUGUGAGUUUUGAACUUAAUCCAAAUAAUCAUAAAAUAAGUCCUAACAAAUUGUGGUCUAAUCUCAUUAAACAUUCUUUAAAAAUCCAAAAGUUCAAAGCUUCAAAGGCUUUCCUCAAAUCUUUGUUUAUCAAAUCUUCUUGCACAAAUAUUAACAUUUGUUCUAGUAAGGACAUGAAAGUCUCCAAGAAAAAAACUACUAAUAAUACAUCAUGUGCAAUAAAUAAGAAUGAAGGUUUGUCUUCAAGGUGGCAUUCUUCAACAAAAUGUUUGUUUUCCUCUUCAACUAAUUCUUCCACAAAUGGUGGCUCUUUCUCAUCAUCAUCAUCUAAUUCUUCCUUCAACUCCAAUAAUGGUUUUACUUCAGAGAUUGUUGAGGGUUCAAUUGAGGCUGCUGUUGCUCAUUGUAAAAAGUCCCAAGAGUUUGGAUGGGCUUAA